Molecule: messenger RNA, 3519 nt
Organism: Scomber japonicus (chub mackerel)
Lineage: Eukaryota; Metazoa; Chordata; Actinopteri; Scombriformes; Scombridae
Gene: mcf2l2
Product: MCF.2 cell line derived transforming sequence-like 2
Exons: 30
Coding region: 253-3519 (1088 amino acids)
Cellular component (GO): cytoplasm
Molecular function (GO): guanyl-nucleotide exchange factor activity; protein binding
Source: RefSeq, a predicted model, not a curated record
GAGAGAGGGAGAGAGACAGAGAGAAAGGGAGAGUUUCAGUUUAGUUUGCCUAGACGUCUGGAGCAGUCAGAGCUGGUGAGGAGGACGGUGAUGGUGAUGAAGAAGCAGCUGCUGUUGACAGACCAUGGUCUCUGCUGGAUGUUGUGUUGCCGUCACUAAUUUGGGAUAUCAUGAGAUUAUUGGGAUUACUGAUUUUCCUGGAGGGAUUUAUGGUGACGACCGUGUGUGUCCUUAAAGCAUAAAGGUGUUAACAUGAAGAGUGUGAAAAAUGUUGUAGAUGAGAUCAUGCAGCAGGAGAUCAGGCCCCUGCUCGCUGUCGACAUCAUAGAGCAGCUUCAUCGCCAGUUUGCCUUGCUGUCAGGCGGGCGAGGGAUAGACGGCGCCCCCAUCAUCACCUUUCCAGAGUACUCAGGCUUCAGUGAAGUGCCAGAGGACGACUUCCUCAAUGUAGUUACAUACCUGACCAGCAUCCCCAGCUUGGAUGCUGCCAGUAUCGGCUUCAUCAUCAUCAUCGACCGACGGAAGGACAAAUGGAGCGCAGUGAAGGCUUCUCUAUCCAGGAUUGCAGGGGCGUUUCCAGGGAACCUGCAGCUGGUCUUGGUGCUAAGGCCAUCCAGGUUCUUCCAGAGAGCCAUCGCAGACAUCGGGAUCAAACUGCACAGAGAUGACUUUAAAAUGAAGGUACCGAUUGUGAUGCUGAACUCUCUGUCGGACCUGCAUGGCUACGUAGAUAAAGGACAGCUGACCCGAGAGCUAGGAGGAAGCCUGGAAUAUUGUCACAGUCAAUGGAUACACCACCGAACUGCCAUAGAGAACUUUGCUAUGACGGUGAAAACCACAGCCCAGAUGUUGCAGAAGUUUGGGACAGACCUGGCAGAGACGGAGCUGCCCAAUGACGUCCAGUGCACCAAAGACCUGCUCGCUGCACAUACAGACAAACACACCAACCUCAAGGAUGAACUGAAGCUAGCUCUGAAGCAGGGCACCACCUUAUUAGGCUGCAUCAAGGAGCAGGCAGCCAAAUCAGAGAGCCACAAACUCAACCCAGAUGAGAUGGAGAACCAAACCACUGUGGAAAGGCUCCUGGCCCAGCUGGAUGAGACGGAGAACGCCUUUGAACAGUUCUGGUGUAAACACCAUCUGAAACUGGAACAGUGCCUGCAGCUACGUCACUUUGAACAGGACUUCAGAGAGGUGAAAGUGUCUCUAGACAGUCUGAUGGAAAGUCUAACCGACCUAUCAGACAUUGGAGACUGUGUGGCCAGAGUUGAACAGCUUCUGCAGGAACUGAAAGUUUUGGAGGAGAAAGCUCAGCCAACAGUAGAAAAGGCUCAACUCCAUGCACUGCACGGUGACCAGCUGAUCCAGAGCAACCACUACGCCGUGGACUCCAUCCGACCCAAAUGCGUGGAGCUCAGACGGGUCUGUGACGACUUCAGCAACGAGGCCAAGAAGAAGACGGAUGUCCUGUCCAAAUCCCUGCAGAUACACAUGGGUAUUGAUAAGGUGAACCAGUGGUGUGAGUCUGGCAUCUACCUGCUGGCCUCCCAGGCUGUGGAUAAAUGUCAGUCUCAGGAGGGAGCAGAGUCAGCACUGACCGACAUCGAAUCUUUUCUGGACUCGGCAGAAAAGAACCAGCUGACUGAACUGAGGAACCUCCACAAUCAGUAUGAGGUCGUCCUGUCUGAGGAUAUUAAGGCCAGUGUCCUGAAGGCACUGAAGAGACUGGAGGAUGUCCAGGAGAUGUUUGAGAAGCGGCAUGUCAGUCUGAAGAGGUUGUCAGCCAAACAGACGAGGCCUGUCCAGUCCGUCGCCCCAAGGCCAGAGUCCUCUCCCAAACGGCCUUCACUGAAGAAUCCCUCCAGGACCACUGGAAGCCAGCAGCCUCUUGCCCGCAGAGCGUCUGAUAACUCUAACAGCAAGCAGCCGGCUGAGGCCGAUCCCAACAAGAAGAAGAACAUACGCAAGGCCAAAGGUGGCAUCAAGAUUGAGGUGAUGCAUGAAGAAAGCCAAGGAGGUUCCACCCAUGUCGUAGUGUCCAAUGAGACAGAGGAGAGUCUGUCCAGCAGACGCAGACACAUAAUGACUGAGCUGAUUGAAACCGAGAGGCUAUAUGUGGAGGAGCUGCAAAGCAUUAUGGAGGGUUAUUUUGCAGAGCUGGAUAACUCGGAGCUCAGCCACCUCAUCCCCCCGUCCCUAGAGAACAAGAGAGAUGUGCUGUUUGGUAACCUGCCACAGAUAUAUGAAUUUCACAACAGGACAUUUCUGAGGGAGCUGGAGAACUGUGCAGAGAAACCAGAGCUGGUUGGAACCUGUUUCCUGAAAAGAAAAGAGGAGCUGCAGGUGUAUGAGAAGUACUGUCAGAAUAAACCCCGCUCUGAAGUCCUCUGGAGGCAGUGUGGAGACAGUCUGUUCUUCCAGGAAUGCCAGAAGAAGCUAGACCACAAACUGUCUCUGGAUGCUUACCUACUGAAGCCUGUCCAGAGGAUCACCAAAUACCAACUCAUGCUCAAGGAGAUGUUGAAGUGCAAUAAGGGUGAGGGGACGGCAGAGCUGGAGGAAGCUUUAGCCACUAUGCUGGACAUCAUCAAGUCUGUCAACGACUCCAUGCACCAGAUAGCCAUCACUGGGUUUGAGGGAAACCUGAGUGAGCUAGGGAAGCUGCUGAUGCAGGGAUCCUUCAAUGUGUGGACUGACCACAAGAAAGGCCACAGCAAGGUGAAAGACCUGGCCAGGUUUAAGCCCAUGCAGAGGCAUCUGUUCCUGUACGAUAAGAUGCUGCUGUUCUGUAAGAAACGAGACGAGACCACAGACGGACACGAGAAGACCCCGUCCUACAGCUUCAAACACUCCCUCAAGAUGAGCGCUGUGGGGAUCACAGAGAACGUCAAAGGCGACAGCAAGAAGUUUGAGGUGUGGUACAACGGCAGAGAGGAGGUCUACAUCAUCCAGGCUCCUUCCAUGGAUGUGAAAAAUAUGUGGGUGUCAGAGAUUCGUAAAGUUCUUACAGGCCAACUAGAGGCAUGCAGAGCAAGCCAACUCCACCAGAAGAUCUCAGACCACAUCUACGGAGCCCCGAUGAGGAACAUGCGGAAGAUGGCGCUGAGGCAGUCCGAUUCAUCCAGUCCAGAGUCAGGCUUCAGACGGGCCAACCCCAGCCCCAACAUGAGGCAGAAGAGAGGCUGGACCCAGAGGCGUCUCCCUUCCAUCGACACAGAGGACUUUGAGACGAUUCACUCCAGCGCCGAAGAAUCCUCCAACUCCUCAGAGGAGGAAGGCAGCAAUAAAAACGGAGACAGCAGUCGUUUCCGGGUGCAGCUGACCUACGAGUCCCGUGAAGCUCAAGACCUUUCUCUGGAGACGGGCGACUUGGUCCAGUUUGUAGAGGAGGCAGAGAACGGUCACUGGCUAGUGAAGAACCUUUUAACAGAAGAGACAGGGCUGGUCCCGUCCAGUAUACUGCAAACAGCAUCUGAAGGAGGUCACUCUUUAAGUAACAACUCUGCUACUCCUCACUAA